GGAUAACAAACUAAUACCUGAACAGAAAGCAGCCUUUGUUCUUUCCUGUGGAGCCAGCAAAAUGAUGAUUUGCUGACCAAACCCCUCGCUGCACACGUGGGUAAUGCUCCCAGACAGCCUCAUCAGGCAGUAAUCAGCUCCUUGGCUUGGCUGGCAACAGCUCAUCACUUCUGAGAAACUUCCCCAUCCUCAAGAGGCGUGGAGAAAAGAUGGGGACAAGUCCCAUGGAGCUCAAGUGGCUUUUGAUGUGGCUCUUGUUUGGAUUCAUCAAGGGGAACAGGCCAGGUGAAUGCCCACUUCUUCCACCAACUGAAUUUGCUGAUGUUACUGCUGACAUGUAUCCACCACAGACCAAACUGUACUAUGAGUGUGACCCUGGCUAUGGCAGAAGAGCUAGUGCAUACCUAGGAAUUCAGUGUAAGAUUGAACAGCAGGGUGCUGUUUGGAAAUACCAACCAUUUGAAUGCUUUGAUAUGAAAAAUUUGUCCUCAAUGAUGGAGUUAGAACUUACACAGAAGCCAGAAACAGAACAAAUGAGCACUGCACCCCAGAAGCAAGAAGACCUUUCAGAGUCCAAACCAAAAGAUUUCUGUGGUCCUCCCAAGACUAUUCCACAUGCCUCCAUAAGGCUGCCCCAAAAGCAUUACGUGGGACAAGUCUUACAUUUCAAAUGCCAGACAGGUUAUGAUAAGAGACCCCCCACCUUUGGCAGCAGGACGUGCAAGGAAGGGAAUGGCAAAACCUUCUGGACCCCCCUUGAUAUGAGAUGCACCAAUGACAGCAACCAGUGGCCACCACAGACCAUUGGGCCAGGUUUGAGCCUUCUGUCCUCUUUCCCUUCCUCAUCAGGGACACUGCCAGUGACAGGUUUUACAGCUAUCUGGUUUGUUCUGCUUAUCAUUCCCAUUGCCUUUGUGUGACUCACCAAGCAGCCAAUAAGGGAAGACUUCUCAGGGAAUUGUGGCAUUCAGAUGCAAAUUUGUGAAAUUAAUGACUUGCCACUGAAGAAACCAGAUUGUACCAGCGACCCCAAGACCAGCAGUGGCAAAUGAGGAGGAAGCCUGGACAAAAAUCCAAUGUGUGAAGGUGGCAGAAGAUGUUACAGCUCAACUCUUAUGGGGACAGCAUGACUUUCCACCUACAGUGUGGGAUUCACAUUCUCUGAACCUGAGAGAAGCAGUGAGAGAAGCAGAGAAAAGAGUGAUCAAAACAAUUCUUAUCACAUUUGCUGCUCCUGUGUUGUGCCAAAGUAGAAUGCAGUGUGGAGAUUGCUUACCCAAAGUGAUGGUGUUGUGUUUCCUUGGCCUGUCAGGGCCAGGUGUGUGUGCAGACUGUGGGUCAGCAGACAGUCACGAGAUGCUGGGCAGUUGAGUUGAGUGCUUUGUGCAGAUUCAGUUUAGAUGUAGUGUAAUAUAAUAUAGAAUAAUAUAGUAUAAUAAAGUAAUUAAUUAGCCUGUGAUAA
Molecule: messenger RNA, 1462 nt
Organism: Serinus canaria (Common canary)
Lineage: Eukaryota; Metazoa; Chordata; Aves; Passeriformes; Fringillidae
Product: interleukin-2 receptor subunit alpha-like
Exons: 7
Coding region: 210-920 (236 amino acids)
Biological process (GO): inflammatory response
Molecular function (GO): interleukin-2 binding; interleukin-2 receptor activity
Source: RefSeq, a predicted model, not a curated record